AAUCUGUUUUCUAUGCAAUACGUUUAUAUCAAUACACAUCUGUUAAAGUGAAAACAAUGGUCCACAAUGAUUUGUCAAGUGUUUAUAUAUUUGUUUGAAUGUGUGACAUUGACAACAGAAGAUUUAAACACUAUUCGAUAAGAGUAGUUAUCGCAGAGUGAUGAAAAGAUUAAUAAUAUUACUAUUACUAAACGAUUAUUUCUCUGUAUCACUUUUUAAUUUCAUAAAGAUGCAGAGUUCGAAGUCUUCCAUAUAUUAAUGAUUGAAAGCCAGUUACAUUAUUGCCUCCCGUAAUGUGUUGUCUGACUUCAAUCUCUAUACAUUUUAUGAAGUCACUCACAAAGCAAUUGUGUCAACAAAAUUUAAAAGAAUAAAAUUCUAAUCAAUUCUUCAAUCGAUGUAAAACAAAACUAAAAACUAGAAAUAUUGAUUCAAAAACUUUGCUAAAAUGGCUUAUUCAAUCAAUCGAAAACCUUUGUUAGCUAAUUCAACUAGUGAUAGUGAAUUUGAUGAUGAAUUUGAAACAGAAGUCGAUGAUGCCAGUGUUUCUGUGCCUGAUCAAAAGCCAUUUUUUAAACCUUUACCGAGAGACAGGUACAAUCUUGCAUAUAUCGUAUUUUAUUUACUUGGAAUAAACACUUUGAUACCAUGGAGUUUUUUCAUCACUGCCGAUGAUUAUUGGAUGUACAAAUUUCGAGAAAUCCAUCCUAAUAAUACAGGAACUAACAAUUAUACGCACACUGAAAUUUUAGAAAAGAGAACAGAUUUACAAGCGAGUUUUACAUCGUAUUUAAAUGUAGCUAGUGCAAUUCCAAACACAUUUUUUCUAAUACUCAAUACCUUCUUAAGUAAAAGAAUAUCUCAAAAAGUGAGAAUGAUUGGCUCGCAACUGUUGAUUCUGAUUAUGUUUAUCAUUACUACCGCAUUUGUAAAGAUAAACACAGAUGAGUGCCAGCAUGUUUUCUUGAUUUUAACUCUCACAUCAGUUGCAUUCGUGAAUGCAUUAAGUGCAAUUUUUGGUGGAAGUUUAAUGGGAAUUGUUGGACGAUUUUCCUCCAAGUACAUCACUGCCAUGUCAGGAGGUCAAGCUUUAGGUGGAAUAUUCACUGCCCUAACUGAAAUUGUUGCACUUUGGAUUGGUGCAAGUCCUGUCAUUUCUGGAUUAAUUUUUUUUAUUAUCGGUGAUGUGGUACUUUUCUUUUCGCUAAUUGCGUACAUUUUUCUGGAAAAAGAGGAAUUUUUUAAGCAUCAUAUGGUUGAAAAAUCAUAUCAAGAACCAAAUUUUUCUGUUAAUGCAGAAGUUAGUUUUGUUGAUAGACAUAGAGUAUCAUACACAAGAAUAUUAAAACGUGUUUGGCCUUAUGGAUUGUCGAUGUUUCUUGUAUUUUUUGUCUCUAUAGCCGUUUAUCCGGCAAUUACAGUAUUAGUAGAAAGCCAAGAUAAAGGCAAAGGAUAUGCAUGGAAUGAUAUUUACUUUGUACCAGUUGUGACUUAUCUCACAUUCAGCUGUGGAGAUUAUAUUGGAAGACUUCUGUCUGGUAUUUUUUUGUGGCCAAAAAAAAAGCCAUAUCUUGUAGUGAUUUUGAGUCUGUUGAGAGGAUUAUUCAUUCCUGCUUUUCUGUUUUGCAAUGCUCAACCACGCCAUCAUUUACAAGUUUAUAUUGAAAGUGAUGUUUAUUACAUAUUGUUGACUGUAUUAUUUGCUAUUGGGAAUGGAUAUUUAUGUAAUAUAUGUUUUAUAUUAGCUCCAACUAUUGUUGAGCCACAAGAUAAAGAAAUUGCUUCGAUAAUGAUGGGUGCUUUUCUUGGAUUAGGACUUACGGCUGGAUCGGCAUUAAGUCUCAUUUUAGUAAAAGUCUUAUAAUUUGAAUAUAUUUUUCUUUUUUCUCAAAGAAAAAAGAAAAAUUUAGCUAAAUGUGCAAAAAAAUAAUUGUUUGAUCUGUAAUUCGACUGAGAGUAAGUAAUUAGCGAAUCAUCAUACAAAUCUCAUUUUUCAUUCAUUUCAUAAAAAUUUAAUUGUUAGCAUUCCAACAACCAAUGAAUUUAUCAUAUCAAUUAAAUCAAUCAGUAUAAUAUUAAUUUAAUAAGAAGAUAAUUACUGGAAUUUUUGAAAAUUAAUUGCUUUAAAAUAAAAAUUAUUUUUUAUAUAUAAUUUUUUUGUAUCAAAGCACACAUGUAAAAAGCUUUGAUAAAUAAUUGAAGAAAGAAUAAUUGUUUAAAUACACAUCUAGUCUGGAUCAACAUAUGAGUAUACAUGACAAAAAAUGAAAUACGAAUGUUAAUAGGGUGUUCUGAAAACAAAUUACGCAUAAUUUAAAAAUUAUAUUGAAAAUUUGUAUAAUUUUUAUUUAAUAAUAAUUCUUAGGAAUUUAAUAUAAAGUUAACUUAUAAUUUA
Chelonus insularis is the source of this 2395-nucleotide messenger RNA. RefSeq names its product Equilibrative nucleoside transporter 1 (gene Ent1). Gene Ontology annotation, cellular component: plasma membrane. NCBI's taxonomy places the organism in Eukaryota, Metazoa, Arthropoda, Insecta, Hymenoptera, Braconidae. The record is from RefSeq and is a predicted model, not a curated record. The transcript has 9 exons. Gene Ontology annotation, molecular function: nucleoside transmembrane transporter activity. Bases 449 to 1864 code for a protein of 471 amino acids. Gene Ontology annotation, biological process: nucleoside transmembrane transport.